AACUCCAUUAAUUGAAUAAACCUAAGUGAGAAUAACUCUUUCCAAGUGUAAACUUGAGUUCUUCACUUGAAUUCUUAUGGAGAAUCUUGAUGGGAUGUUAUCCCCUUCGAUCGCUCUCCACAAUUGGAGAGCAAGAGCUUAUUUUACUGUUGCUUCUUCAGCAAAAGCAAUUCCAUUUCUUGUGCAUCUUCCUCCAACAGAGUUAAUGGCAUUGAAUCUAGCUUUACUCUCUUCUUUUCUCACUUAGGCCACAACUCUGUGUAUUAGUAUUUUAACCUCUGCAGCCGCUGCUGGAAGUCCUGUCCAGGGGAUAAUCCUAUUUGAUAUGACGAAGAAGAAUGGAGAAACUGGUGGUAAUCCUCAUUUUUACAACUGUAAUUAUGAGUCUUGAAUGCCUAGUACAAUCCGAUGCCUCUACACAUCGGUAUAAAAGUGGAGAUGAAGUCCCUCUCUAUGCAAACAAGGUCGGCCCGUUCUCUAAUCCCAGUGAAACUUAUGCUUAUUUCGAUCUUCCAUUUUGUCGACCAGAUAAUUUGGAAAAGAAGAAAGAAUCUCUGGGUGAAGUGUUGAAUGGAGAUCGCCUUACGUUUGCUCCAUAUAAGCUCGAAUUUUUAGUGGACAAAGAUGCCAAGAUUUUAUGUAAGAAAAAGUUGACAGUGGAGGAAGUUGCACAAUUCAGAACCGCUGUUGCACUGGAUUACUACGUCCAGAUUUACUAUGAUGACUUGCCAAUAUGGGCAUUCCUUGGGAAAGUCGAGAAGGAGGGAAUCGAUGACCCUAAUGAGUACAAAUAUCACAUUUAUACGUUUUCUCAGUUCGAAAUUUAUUACAACAAGGAUCGUGUUAUUGAGAUCAGCCAUCGAAUCGACCCAUCUUUUACAACUGAUGUGACAAAUGAUGAGGAAGUUGAUGUAGAAUUCCGGUACACAGUGGUGUGGAAGGCAACUGAAACCCCGUUUGAAAAGAGAAUGGACAAAUACACGAUGUCUUCUUCUCUGCCCCGUCACUUAGAAAUUCACUGGUUCUCCAUUUUAAACUCAUGUGUGACAAUUUUCAUCUUGGUGUCAUGUCUGGGAACAGUUUACUUGCGAGUCCUGAGGAGAGAUAUUUAUAAGCUUGCACAGGAUGAGGAAUUUUCUGAUAACCAAGAAGAAACUGGGUGGAAAAGCCUCCAUGGUGAUGUCUUCCGGUACCCAAAGUACAAGCAUUUGCUUUCUUCAGUGCUUGGUUGUGGAACACAGAUGUUGGCAGUCGUGAUGACCAUUCUAGGUUUAGGCGUGCUUGGUGUUUUUCAACCGUAUGAUCGAGGAGUGUUGCCCACUGCUUUGAUCAUAAUAUAUGUAAUAACUUCUGCAGUUGCUGGAUUUUCCGCUGUAUCUUUUUAUCAUCAGCUCGAAGGAAGCAACUGGCUAAGACUUUUGUUGCUGGCGGGAGGAAUAUUCUUUUGCCCCUUGUUGCUAACCUUUUUCUUCCUUAAUACUGUUGCCAUCAACUAUGGGUCUACCGCAGCACUUCCUGUGGACACAAUUGUUGUUAUACUUCUCCUUUGGGUUUUGCUAGCAUUACCUUCACUUAUGUUAGGUGGGGUUUCUGGGAAGAGAAUAAAAUCAGAGUUUCAAGCUCCUUGUCACACCACAAAGUGUCCUCGUGAGGUUCCACCACAGCCUUGCUACAGGAGUAUCGUAAUUAAAAUGGCAGUGGCAGGAGCUUUGUCUUUUGCUGUCAUCUAUGUUGAGCUAUAUUACAUACUUGCAAGUGUUUGGGGUUACAGGAUAUACACAACAUAUAGCAUUCUUUUUGUGGUAUUCAUUCUCCUUCUGAUUACAACUGCUCUUGUCUCGAUUGCUAUGACAUACUUCCAACUCGCAAGAGAAGAUCAUCAAUGGUGGUGGAGUUCUUUUCUUUGUGGUGGAUCGACUGGCUUGUACUUAUUUGGUUAUUCCUUCUACUAUUACUUUUCCCGGUCAGAUAUGAAUGGUUUCAUGCAAACCUCAUUCUUCUUUGGAUAUAUGGCUUGUGUCAGCUAUGGCGUCUUUCUCAUGCUAGGCACUGUCAGCUUUCAUGCCUCUUUGCUAUUUGUUCGUCUCCUGUAUGGCAGUAUCAAAUGUGAAUAGCCGGUUGCUUUCAUGAACAUCCUUAGCUUGUUUGGAGGAAGUAUUCAUGCCGUAUUUUUCAUUUACCUGUAAUGCUGACAGUUCAAUUUAAUGUCUUUACAUUCUGAGAUGUUGGCAAAGUUUAAGAGGCUGUUCUUAUAGGAGGAGGACACAAUGUGCCUAUAUUGUGGGAAUAAAGAGAUUUUCUUGUUUCAAGUUUAUCUCAAUGAAUGAAAAUAGUUUUUUGUGUUUUCA
Molecule: messenger RNA, 2348 nt
Organism: Lycium ferocissimum
Lineage: Eukaryota; Viridiplantae; Streptophyta; Magnoliopsida; Solanales; Solanaceae
Product: transmembrane 9 superfamily member 3-like
Exons: 8
Coding region: 339-2114 (591 amino acids)
Biological process (GO): protein localization to membrane
Cellular component (GO): membrane
Source: RefSeq, a predicted model, not a curated record